Molecule: messenger RNA, 13033 nt
Organism: Lineus longissimus
Lineage: Eukaryota; Metazoa; Nemertea; Pilidiophora; Heteronemertea; Lineidae
Product: protocadherin Fat 4-like
Exons: 56
Coding region: 244-11859 (3871 amino acids)
Biological process (GO): homophilic cell-cell adhesion
Cellular component (GO): plasma membrane
Molecular function (GO): calcium ion binding
Source: RefSeq, a predicted model, not a curated record
ACCAGGUGACUCUUACGAUACUGUGAUACCGCUACCCAGUUGAGCAAGGCUCUUUGAGAGCAGUUACUCAUUACCGGACGACGGAUCUCUUGCCAUCUGUAACAUUUUGGUAUAAUAUCUGACUUUAAACUAAGGAUAACUUCAGUUUGAGUUGGAGGAUACGGGAGUAUCAUACAUGGAACUCAAAGUGUCAUUCUACCAUCUCAGCUGAAUUGAACAACUAUCGCCCUGAUCUCAUCUACCAUGGGCACCUUAGAGAGACUUUGCUAUCUUGCUGUGCUGACGAUGUUUGCGUUGGGCGUGGCCCAGUCCAGCAGUUCGUUUUGUGCACAGUUUUUCAAAGACACAAUAACGAAAGAGCCGAUCCUGAUAAUGGUGAAGGAUAAUAAGCCAGUGGGAACCAUACUAAAAAGAUAUCAUGUGCCGCCAAAAACUCCGAGAGGGACAAAGUUCGGUGUGACACUUAUAGACGAGGGGGAGAAGUACUUCAAAUAUGAUAACAAUACUCACGAGUUAAGCAUAAAACAGAUGCUGCAUAAAUUUGUGGGGAAACGAUUCUUUUUAAAAGCCAGAUGCCUGGACUUCUGGGAGUUUAUCCACUUUCAUUUCCCGGUCCCGGUGGAAGUGUGGUUUGAGGUGACGGAUGGAAAUGACCCUCCAGCCUUCACCAAUCUGCCCAAUAGACUUAUUCUGCCCGAGGAUGUGCCUAAAGGUCGCGUUGUGUACCAAGUGGAGGCAAGCAACAUAUUCGACAUCACCCCAGAGUUCAUGGAGUAUGAUGUAGGAGUUGUGAGUGUUCUGGUAGACGGCAAAGAGGACCGGAGUGCGUUGCUACUGAAUGGGAACCGAGUCAUACUGAACAGACAGUUCGACUUUGAAGCUGGCUUCAGGGAGAUCGUUAUGACCAUUGUAGUAAAGGAUACGAACUUCCCCGAUUCCACCGAAUCAACACUAACGUUCACUCUGAAGGAUGUUGAUGAUAUGGGACCAGCUUUUGCAGCAAAGAACUACUACAUUCAAACCUGCGGUGAAAAACCCAUUGUGACUCGCGAUUGCCUGGAAUCUGAGCCUGCGAAAAUGGCCGACGACCUGGACAUCGAAGCGAAAUCUCCACUUGAGUACAAGGUGAUCAAAGGAUCACCAGCCAACUGGACUGAUUUCUUUGAGCUUGAUCCCAAGACAGGGAUGGUGUGUCAGAUUCAGCAGAUCAACCGCACAAUACUGAAACCUGGAAAGUCGUUUCCCGGCUUCCAUAACUUCAUUUUCAGCAUUCAGGCCUAUCAAACGGACAACACAUCAAAACAUGAUGCGGCCCAGCUCCUGGUUCAUGUCAAGGACAGUAACAUGUACGCCCCUGAGUUCGACCCUCCAGUCACCGACGCCGCAGUACUAGAAUGGCCAAGAGUCCAGGCUGGCGAUUUCGUGGCUAUGGUCACAGCUUUUGAUAAGGAUUACGGUAGAAACUCCCACUUCAAGUACGAGUUUGACUGGAAUCCUGAGAAUGCGUUUGACCUUGAUAAUGUCACCGGCGAAGUGACAGUUGCCAAGCCUAGAAAGCUUGACAGGGAGAAGAGGGCAGUCUGGGAAAUAAGGGUAAAUGCUAUUGAGACGCAUUCACUUCACAAGAGGAGGAGUGAACCGCCAGGAAUUGUUCGCCUGAAACUGUCCGAUAUCAAUGACAACCCACCAAAGUUCACCAAGGAGAGGUAUGAGUUCUCCAUCAUGGACAACCACGAAGCGGGCACGGCUAUUCACCAGACGCCACAUGGAGUUGUUGCCAAUGACGCAGACGACGGCCUGAACGCUCUGAUACGCUACAAGAUCUACGAAACAUGGCGGACCCCAGGCCCACUGACAUCUCAGACGGACACAGACCUGUUUCAGAUCAAUCAACUUGGAGUGAUCACAACCAGCAAGUCUCUGAGGUUCCUAAGGAGACAGCAGAUCUUCCCUACUUAUAAGCUAGUCAUUGUCGCGUAUGACCAGCCAGCAAUAAUCACAAUGCAAAAGACAGCAACGACUGAAGCCUACGUCCACGUGAACCUGGCGAAUGAACAUGCGCCAACUUUGAACACUGAUGAGCUGUUUGCAGAAGUCAGUGAAGGUGUCCCCAUGAAAACAAUCAUAUCAAGGAUUAAGGCCACCGAUGAGGAUGGUGAUGAGGAUAUAUUCCUAAUUUUCAAGUUGUCUGGUGGCGGACGAGGCCGCUUCCGUAUGGAGGAAACGGGCGAACUUCGGACGGCUGGACUUCUGGACAGAGAAAAGGAGUCUGAAUAUAAACUUGAUAUCAGUGUCAGUGAUGGCCAGUUCACAACUGAAGCAGUUUUCACUGUCCGAGUGACUGACAUUAAUGACAACGCGCCCUUAUUCAGCAAGCGCAGCUAUCGGUUUUUCGUCUCUGAAAACAUCACCUCCCUCAUUCACAUCGGACGGAGGAGCGGCAACGCACAUAACGGUGUCGGGGGCAUGUGUCACUUUGAGGGCGAUCCCAAAAUGGCCGCCAUGGCUAAGAACGCGGCUAUAGGUCAAGUCAAGGCCACUGAUCGUGACCAAGGCGAGAAUGGGAAGAUCACUUACAGGCUUAUGGCAGGGAUCGGAUCGGAACUCUUCUGUAUCAAUACGGACGGCUCCAUCUACGUGGUGAUGAAUGACAAUGAUAUCAUGGAUAAGGAGAAGAAUGACCGAAUCAGUCUGAUUGUGGAGGCAACAGAUGGGGGCUCCCCACCACUCAAGGAUAUAGGCUCUGUCACCAUUAUCCUGACGGAUGUCAAUGACAACCCGCCAGUGUUCAACUUCCCCGAGUACACUGGGUUCGUGACGGAGGAUGAUCAAGAUCCUCUUGAAGAUCAGCAAGUAUUCCUGGAAAGGGCAAUGACUGUGACGGACGCAGACAAGUCCAGUAAGAAUAACAACCAUCGCUUCUCCAUCCACGGGCCUGGUAGUGAGCUAUUCUCCAUCAACCCAAAAACGGGAGCCAUGAGUGUCAAGACGCCGGGAACAAUAGACUGUGAAACGUCCACUCUGUAUGAGUUUUCAGUUGUGGCUACAGAUCGUAAGGGGACAGGCCUCAGUGGCAAUGCCACAAUCCUCAUCUACGUGGAUGACGUGAACGAGUAUGCCCCAAGGUUCCCCAGUAGGUAUAGCUUUACAUUGGCUGCCAACACACCAGUCGGCCACGUGUUCGGGAAGCUGGUAGCUGAAGACUACGACAUCACGCAGCAAAAUAAACAUGUAACAUAUCUGCUGACUGGAGGAGGAGGAAAUAAGUUUGCCAUCGAUUAUGAAACAGGACAACUGAGGGUUGAUGGAGAUUUGAAUGAAGCCCCCGCUAAACAGAUGUACAACUUGACCAUCCAAGCAGUAGACACUGGCAAACCCAGGAAAUCCACCACAGAGUCUGUCAUGGUCCAUGUCAAGCUCAACAACCCACCCGUGUUCUGGAACGGCCAUGUUUAUUCUGUGAGGGAGUCGGACUUGCCUGGUACAGUGAUAGGGAUGCCCCGAUGCCAUGACCCCGACAGUCCUACAGAAGCUAAUCUCCUAGUCAGGUUCCAUGUUGAAGAUAACCCUGAUCUACCUUUUACUGUCGACACUGACCGAGGUUCUAUCAUCCUGAUGCGGCAGGUGGACCGCGAAGAACAUGAUGAAUACAAGUUCAUGAUGUACGCUGUUGAUAACGGCGCCCCUCCAGCGACAGGAUCGGUCACGGUCACCAUCAAUAUCAUUGAUGCGAACGAUAACCCGCCGAUGUUUCAAAAAUCGCAAUAUUUUGGUACUGUCGUGGAGGAUGAUAGCAAGCCUCUGAAUGGUCAGGAGGUCAAAAUGAAUGCACCAAUCAAAGCAACUGACAAAGAUGUGACGGUGAUCAACCGUGACAUCCGCUUCUCCCUGAUGGGGGAGGGACAUGAUGUGUUUGAGAUCGACCCCAUCAUAGGCACCAUAUCGGUGAAACAACCGGGCCUACUGGAUGCGGAGACACAAGCAGUUUACAAGCUACAGGUGAUAGCCACUGAUCGUGGUGGUGACCUUGAAGGGUUAGCCUCGGCAGCCAUGUUGACUAUCAACGUGGAUGAUAUAAAUGAUCACGCACCUCAAUUCCAGAGGCGAUCGUACAGUUUCAUGGUGCUAGGAAAUUCAACAAUAGGGACUCCAAUCGGUAAAGUGCAGGCAACAGAUGCCGAUUUAUCGCAGACAAACCGUGAAGUGUUGUACAUCCUCGACGAGGGAGGUUAUGGUCGCUUUGCAGUUGGUCUUGACACAGGCGUGCUGACUGUGGCGAACUGGCUUGAUUCUCAGCCAGCCCUCCUCCAGUACAAGUUGAUCAUACAGGCUGUCGACAAGGGCUACCCUCCCAUGAACUCGCAUGUCGAGGUCAACAUCGCCUUGCCAGACAAUCUUCCUCCAAUCUUAGACACCUCCUUGACCUUUCACAUCAUGGAGAACAUGCCUGUCAACACAAAAGUGGGCACGAUCAAGGCAUUCGAUCCCGAGGAACCCUCAAAUACUACUAUGACUUUCUUUUUGGAAGACGAGGCAGGCUCGUUCGUCAUGCAGCCAAGCACGGGGACCCUCUAUGCCAGGGACUCGUUUGACCGAGAGAAGGUCGAGAGCUUCAAUGUGCCAAUCUUUGUCGUGGACGCUGGCGCACCUGCAGAGACGUCCCAGGCAGUUGUGACUGUCAUCGUGGAUGAUAUGAAUGAUAAUGGUCCCAAGUUCACGAGGGCGAGGUUUGAUGGCGGCGUCAAGGAGGAUGAUACGAUACCAAUCAGUAAACACGACCAUAAAGUGCAAAUGCACAUUCCCAUUGAAGCCACUGACGCGGACGCCACUGAGGAGCACCGGUUUCUUCAGUACUCUGUCGAGGGAGAUGAUGCGAGGUCUUUCAGGAUUGAUUCACUGACUGGACAGCUUGAGGUGGCCAGGCCUCGCAUUAUCGACUGUGAGAAGAAACAACAGUAUAAGUUCAAAAUUGUUGUGACUGACAGCGGAGGUCUGUCGGCCUCCACCAUGGUCCACAUCACAGUCCAGGAUGUCAAUGAUAAUGCGCCAGUAUUCCUCAAGGAUCUCUACAAGAUUAGAUUGACUGAUGACAUCGUCGGUCAGGUGAUCGGAAAGGUGUCGGCUACAGACCAGGAUCGCACUGAGGUCAACAAUAGAGUUAUCUAUGACCUUGAGCAGGGUGGUGGUGGCAGAUUCAGCAUCAAUUCACAAACUGGUGAGAUACAAACAGUUCGAAGUCUGGUAGACGAGCCAGUGUUGCUGAAGUACACCUUGUCCAUCCGAGCCAUAGACACUGGACUUCCCCAGCAGACGGGCAGGACUACAGUCAUCGUGACCAUCCCAGUUAACAACCCACCCGUAACCAAACCGAAUUUUGAGUUCUAUGUGGUGGAGAACGUGCCAUCGGCCACAGUAGUGGGCAAGGUCGAGGCUGAGGAUAGAGACACUGAUGGAGGAUUUAAUGCGACCAGGCUACACUUCUCAAUCAAAAACGAUGGUUUGGUUCCCUUCAAAAUUGAUCGAGCAACCGGCAUCAUCACUACUCUUGGAGAGGUAGACAGCGAAAAGGCUGAGAGUUAUACGUUGAUCGUUCAGGUCGGUGACCAAGGCAUCCCGCCCAAGACCGCAAUGUCGAAGGUCAAGAUCAUCAUCGAGGAUGUCAAUGACAACGCCCCUGCUUUUACCAAGGAGUUGUACACUGGUACUGUCACGGAGGAUGAUAAGGUCCCGAUUGAGAACCAGGUGAUUGCUAUGGACGACCCUAUUGAUGUAAACGACGAAGAUGCCACAGAAGCCAACAAGAACAUUGUGUACAAGCUGUACGGCGAAAAGAGUGACUUGUUUGUGAUCGACCAGAAGACAGGUGUUUUGAGGGUGAAGAAGGCUGGCACCAUUGACUGCGAGGAGAACCCAACAUUCUCUUUGGUCCUCAGCGCAACCGAUGCUGGUGGAGAAGGCCUCACAACGAAAGCAGAAGUCCACAUCAAGGUCAUCGACGUAAACGACAACCCUCCAAGUUUCGUGGUCACCAACAGAGUAUAUGAAGUAGACAGCGAGAGCCCGGCUUCGAAACCUUUCGCUCUGAUGGCAGCUGUGGAUAACGAUGCAAGCCCCAUGAACAACAGGGUCAUCUAUUUAUUGGAGGGUGGCUAUGGAAAGUUCUCACUGGACCAGAUCAAUGGAAAUCUGAUGGCGAAUGACUACCUAUUCCGAGAACCGUUAAUGUCUGAGUACCGUCUUAAGGUGCGAGCCCUGGAUACGGGGAACCCAGGCCUGAGCAGCGAGACUGAGAUCACAGUCAAAGUUCCCAAGAAUGUCAAGCCAAAGCUAAUUGGGAAGAGGACAUUUCCAGUUCGGGAAGGCUUGUCUUCAGGGACUAGAGUUGGAAAGAUAGAGGCCACCGAUACUCUCAAGCAAGGCGAGAUACCCAAGUUCUUAUUUGUGCUAGACUUGGAAAGCACAGAUACCUUCAGAAUAGAUCCAGAUACCGGCAGUAUCACCACUAAAGUUGAGUUGGACCGCGAAACGAAAGCUUCACACGAUCUGAUUGUGACAGUCUCGGACUACGGCUCUCCAAAGAUGUCCACAUCUGCGCUUUAUACUGUUGUUGUGGAAGAUGUCAAUGAUAACGCUCCGGUGUUUGACAGGAAGGUCUACAAAGGAAAGAUACAGGAAACGCGAGCUGAAGAGAAGGGUAUCAAGGAAGUCGUUUUGAAGAACGAACUUAAGUUGGAAGACCUUGAUGAAGUGAAAGGCCUUGUGACAGUCUCUUUGGUCGGCUAUGGCAGUGAAUUCUUUGAAAUUGACCAGUCGUCAUUGACAGUUUGGAAGAAAAAGGGCGUCCUACUCGACUGUGAAAGCAUGAAGAUGUUUAAUUUAACCAUCUUGGCGACAGACAAAGCCGGUGGUUUAGACCUACAAUCUCGAGCAAUACUCCUAAUAGAUGUCACAGACAUCAACGACAACGUACCAGUGUUUCAGAACGAAAGAUACGAGCUGUUGUUGGACACUGAUUCCAGUAUCGGAGCAAGCAUAACUAAGAUAGAAGCCUCGGAUGCUGACAUUACUGAGGAGAACAAUGCUCUCAUGUAUUUCAUUAAGGCGGGUGGAGAUGGGAGGUUCACUAUUGACGCAUCGACAGGCGAACUGGUUGUGAGCGGUCCUUUGGACCAGGAGCCAAUGAAAACAAAAUAUACUCUUUCUGUGGAAGCCAUGGACAGAGGGAGGCCGCCAUUAGGUGCAGAGACUACUGUUGUCAUCAACAUCCCUGAUAACCACCCACCGGACAUCAAAGGCCCAAUCAUGUUCUCUCUCAUGGAAGCUCAGCCAAUAGGAACGCUGGUAGGGAUCGUGAAGGCUGUUGAUAUUGAUGACCCAGCGGGGAAGGAGAAGUUGAACUACACGAUUCUAGAUGAAUCAGUUCCCUUCACCAUCGACAUCCACGGAGGAGAACUGAAGACUCGGCAGAUACAAGAUUACGAGAGAGUCAAGUUUUACUCGUUUGACAUCUCGGUAAAAGACAAUGCCAUCCCGGUCAGGACCGCCACUGCCAAAAUUAACAUAACGGUCCUUGACGUUAAUGACGUUGCACCCAAGUUCAACCAAUCCUGGUACGAGGCCAGUUUGACGGAAGACGACUUUCAACCAAUCGAUGGCCAGCGAGUUGUAAUCAGAGGUCAGCCAAUCGCUGCCUGGGACGAAGACGGUUCAGAGAAGAACAGACAGGUCCUCUUCUACCUAAAGGGAGACGGUGAUGAGCUGCUCACGAUGGAUAAAGAAACGGCUGUCAUUACAGUCAAGGAACCAGGGACAAUUGAUGCCGACAGGCGGCAGCAUAUGAACCUGACGGUCAUCGCAACAGAUAGAAACGGCACAGGUCUAUCAAGUUGGGUUCCUCUUCACAUAACCAUAGAAGACCUCAACGACAAUGCACCUAAAUUCGAGCUCAGUUAUUAUGAAUUCGACCUCUCGUCGUCCCUCGACGUCGGUUCUGUGAUCACAACUCUGAAAGCCGUGGAUAAGGAUGGAACAGCCAAGGCAAAUCGUGUCAUGUAUUUUCUCGAGCAAAAUGGUUACGGGAAGUUUCAUGUCGAUUUCUUCACAGGUGUGUUGACUAUCAAGGACAGCCUGAGUCGAGAACCAGUCAUCUCUAACUACACGUUGGUUGUCAAAGCAAUAGACAGUGGUAUCCCUCCAAAGGAAGCGACAGUCAUGGUCUACAUCAAUGUGCCGGAUAACUAUGCACCAGUGAUUGAUGAAGCGGGGCCUUUCCUUCUGAAGGAGAAUGAACCAGCUGGAACCGUAGUUGGGACGAUAAAGGCACAUGAUCCGAACACAACUGUCCCAGUUUUAUACAGUAUGCGAGACCGCAGAGUUCCUUUCAAAAUCGACGAAGCAACUGGCAUCAUCACAACAAUAGCACCAGUUGACCGAGAAAGGAACGACAUGUAUGAUAUAGAAGUUCUUGUCACCGACCGUGGCUCCCCAAGGAUGACGUCAUCAGCCAUCGUGAUUAUCAAUAUCGAUGACGUGGACGAUAAUCCGCCAUUGUUUCACCAGCUGGUUUAUGAAGGUCACGUUAGGGAAUAUACAGUCAACGGAGAUGCACUGACUGAUAUACUUAAUCAGGCGGUCAUAAUGACUCAAUCGGUCUCUGCCUACGACAAGGACGCCACUGAGGAAAACCGACAGUUCCAAUAUUCCAUGGAGGGUGAAGAUGUCCAGUGCUUUCAAAUCAAUGCCACGACGGGUGAAAUCUCAGUAAGGCAUAGGGAGAGACUAGAUGCAGACUAUCGGGAGCAUUACAACUUCAUAGUAGUAGCAACGGGAAUUCAAAACGACAAAAUGCAGUCUAAGAUUCCUUUACGAAUCGCAGUGGAGGACGUGAAUGACAAUUCACCAGUCUUUCCAAAGUCUUUCUAUGAAGUCAAUAUGAAGGCAUCCUCUGCCGUAGGAAGCGUCAUCCUGACGGUUGAAGCAACAGAUAUGGAUAUCUCCGUGUACAACAGCAGGAUCUAUUACUUCUUGACAGGAGGUUAUGGCAAGUUCCAGAUAGACAAACAUACUGGUGAAAUCACGGUUGCUGACGACCUUUCGAGGGACCCAGCUUUACCAACGUAUACCCUCAACGUAACUGCCGUUGAUGGAGGAGAGCCGGCAAGGUCGUCUUCAACACAGGUCAAUGUAACUCUUCCAUGGAAUAAUGCCCCCAAGUUCACCAAGGCUAAAUAUGACUUUAAAGUGCUUGAGAGUGUUCUCAUCAACACCAGACUUGGUAGAGUUGUGGCCAUUGAUAAGGAUCAACAACAGGACAAGACGGCCAAGUUGGUGUAUUUCAUGCAGAAUAGCCUAGUUCCAUUUACCGUUCAUUGGAACACUGGCACCGUAUCAACAACACGAAUCAUAGACAGAGAAAAAGUGGACAAAUUUGAAUUUGAAGUAUUUGUGAAGGAUAACGGGUCGCCGUCCAAGACUGCAUCUUCGAUGGUUGUAGUCUCGGUCACUGAUGUUAAUGACUUCUCGCCAGUGUUUUCACACAAGGUGUAUGAAGGUCGAGUACUUGAGAAUGAUAAGAACAAGGACGCGGAGAGGACUGUUAUUAUGGAAAAUAUGAUUAUGGCAAAGGACGAUGACAAAGGUGCUUUAAACGGCAACAUCAGUUAUGUCUUAUCAGGUCCAGGGAGUGAGAUGUUCAGGAUAGUUCGAACAGGCAGUGCGGUGUCAUUGGAGGCAAAGGAUGGUAUUGACUACGAGGAGAACACCGAGUAUAGAUUUCAGAUUGAAGCCAAAGACCAAGGAGAAAAGGUGCUCAACUCUUAUGCGGAUGUCAAGAUUUCUGUCAUGGACGCGAACGACCAGCCGCCGAUCUUUCAACAGGAUACGUACAGCUUUGAUAUCAAGGGAGAGACACCAGCCGGUGAUAGUAUAGGUUCGGUUGUCGCCACGGACCGAGACACAAUGGAGAGUAACACUCGAACCAUAUACAUCCUGCGGCGAGGAGGAUUCGGAAAAUUCUCAGUGGAUUUGUCAAAUGGAACCAUCUUCGUGAUCGACGAGCUUGGCCGUCCGCCGAUCAUAGGAACCUACCAACUCGAGAUUGAUGCCAUCGACAGCACGAGACCCUCCUUCUAUGACACAGCGAAAGUCACCAUCAAGGUUCCCAAGAAUAUACCACCAAGAAUCACUGGUCCAAGUGAGCUCCAUGUGGCCGAGAACCUUGCUAUAGGGACCACCAUUGGCCGAAUCUCGGCGACUGACCCUGAUCAGCUAGCCAGUGAUAGGAGCCCACUUAUAUUCAGCAUUCUUGAGAGAGGAGCUCCUGUUGACAUCAAUUCAAAGACGGGGAUCUUGAAAAUCAAAAAACAGAUGGAUCGAGAGGAAACAGAAGAUGUGAAGUUUACGGUAGAGGUCAAGGAUAAAGGGUCACCAGAAGAGAAAGUGACUUCUGAGGUCCGCCUCGUGAUAGAUGAUGUCAAUGACAACGCACCCGAGUUCAGUGAAGGGAGCUACUAUGGCUCAGUGCUGGAGGAUGAUAAGAAACCGCACAGGCGGCAGGCGGUCUUGAUGAACUCUGCGAUCAAAAGCACUGAUAACGAUGCGACCGCUGCCAACCGUAAGGUCAUCUACAGCCUAAUUGGCAAAGAUAGCAAGUUCUUUUUCAUUGAUCCAACCACGGGCAGGCUAAUGGUCAGUGCGAGAGGCGAGGGGAAGAUUGACAGAGAGAAGAAGGAGAAGUUCAAGUUCCAGGUAGCUGCAACAGACCAGAGUGGACAAGGCCAGCGAGCCCUAGCAAGUGUGAUCAUCCACGUAGAAGACCUCAACGACAAUAAGCCAAAGUUCAUCAACCCAGGUCACAUCUUCACUGCUGAAAGAUAUGUUAAAGCUGGAGAUGUCAUUGGCAAGGUCGAAGCAACAGACCUUGAUGCAACCUCUCCUAAUAAAGACCUUAUCUACCUUGUGCAGAAUGACGCUUUUGGGAAGUUCAGGGUUGACAUCAAGACAGGUGAAGUGAUUGUAUUGGAAGGCCUCUACUACCGACCAAGGCAGGAGAUGUACACUCUGAAGAUCAUUGCCGUCGACAAGGGUGCACCAUCCUUGGAAACAGAAGCAACAUACCUCGUCCGAGUCUUGAAGAAAGACUUCAAAGAGUUUAAACCUGAGUUUACGGGUAAAACCAUAUUUCUAAUGGAUGAGGAGAAACGCAUUGGAAGCCGUGUUGGGCAAUUGACCAUCAAGGACAGGGAUGGGUCUCGAUUUAGAUUUAGAAUCGUCAGAUCCUCGAAAGAACAUGUACCGUUCCGCGUGGAUUCAUCAGGAACCAUCUUCACGACUGGACGCCUUGAUGCUGACGCAGAACGCUACCAUAAAUUCCAGGUCAGGGCCACGGACGCCGACGGCACAAACACCACCACAUACGUCAGUGUAUUCGUAAGAGAUCUCAACGAUAAUCCUCCCAAGUUUUCACAGAGAGAGUACCGACACAUGGUGUAUGCAGGCUUCCCUGAAGGGACGGUGGUCGCUACGCCCUUUGCUUACGAUGACGUGGAUGAUGACCGGUCUGAGUACGAAUACUCCCUCCGCGGAGGUUAUCCCGGGUAUUUUGAAAUCAAUAAACGUACAGGAGAGGUAACAACUGCCAGCAGGUUAAAAAUGGUGACGAAGCGGACAGUUUUGGAUUACACCAUUGCAGCCUUUGAUUCCACUGAUAGACGUUUAGGGGCACGUGCCAAGCUAGUUGCCAAGGUGAUUCCUUGGCGUCUACCCCCAUCGGAGUUACCGCCAGUUGCUCCAGACGGUACAGAUUCUAGUCUAGGAAAUGGCACGAUUUCUGAGUGUCCAUGUUGCAAAGUUUUCUGUUGAACAGACGAAUCGACCAUGGACAGCUACGAUAGCAAUAUAACAUUACAAAAUAUAAAAGUGGUCGUUCACAUUUAGGGUUUUAAAAGUAUGAAUUAAAUAUUUCAAAUAUUUAUUAAGGAUAUGAGAUCACAUUGUAUGUGUGAACUGUAUAAUAUUGGCAAUGACUUUACGACACGGUAUUUGCAUUCUUGCAGUGACUUGGCUGACGAUAUUUUUGCCUGUCUUUCACUGUAGUCACUGCUAAGAACUAGCUCUUGAUGAUCGACUAUAUGUUGUACAUCGAGGACACCAGGUUGAUCUUCUUCACUGCGCUCUGUAAAUUGUCAAUUUUGUCAAUUUCCGAGUAGCAUGAUGUAGGUUGACCGAUUCCCAAACACAAACGUCGAUUUUGUCGAAAUCAACGUCAGAUCUGGCGAUGCUGUUGUAAUGCUUUGUGAAGGUUCUUGAGCACAGCGUCUCAUCGGAACCACAUCAUAUCAGCGUCAUGCAGCAAAAUUGAUUGAGAGCGUGAAAGUGUCUCAUCAGAUGACAAUUAUGAAUCUUGUCACAUGCCGGCACUUUCCCAAUAUGGCGGGGUCGGGGGGGGGGGGGGUGCAGCACUACCUGUGAGUCCAUACCAAAAUGGGCCAGCCAUUACCCGUGUUUAGAGACCUGAUCACCUUUAGAAUUAAUGAGACAUUGAUGCCAGUCUGGUUAUGACUGCACCAUAGGGAUGAGACAAACUUGGUCCCGAGUGUUUCUUUGCCGGCCCUGGUUGUUCCAGACAUGUGGCAUCAUCUCCUUCAGUAAUGGCAUAUCAAGUUAACCAAUAAUAAGGAACUAGUUUGUUAAGAACAAUCAGGCCCAAAAAGUUUGUGUCCAAUAUUAAUUGUCGUCAGUUAUGAAUUAUCAUGAAAUAUGCUAACAACAGACAACAUUGUGAAUUAAUCGUACUGCAGGCCACCAUCACGAAUUAAUUGCAGCGCAAUGAUUGUUUCUCAUGAACAUAUAGCCUUACUUUGUGGCUAUUAAUACCAUUUCUUUUUCUUCAGUGCCAUAUGUAUUUAUUACUUGAUAUAUAAUAAUGCAAUCUUGUGAAAUUUGUCGGUUCUUAUUCGUGAUGAUAUGCAAUAGAAAAUCCAGAUGUUACGCUGAAAGAGAUCAUCUUUGAUCUUAUUAAACCAGACUAACGAGA